Oryzias melastigma (Indian medaka) is the source of this 6588-nucleotide messenger RNA. It is a transcript of the gene lrrc4ca, whose product is annotated as leucine rich repeat containing 4C, genome duplicate a. The record is from RefSeq and is a predicted model, not a curated record. Gene Ontology annotation, cellular component: glutamatergic synapse; postsynaptic density membrane; plasma membrane. The transcript has 3 exons. Bases 1885 to 3810 code for a protein of 641 amino acids. Lineage: Eukaryota; Metazoa; Chordata; Actinopteri; Beloniformes; Adrianichthyidae. Gene Ontology annotation, biological process: modulation of chemical synaptic transmission; regulation of axonogenesis; synaptic membrane adhesion. Gene Ontology annotation, molecular function: cell-cell adhesion mediator activity.
ACACUCCUCGCCGUGAACGGGAUGCAGGUUGGUGCCCUGCGGGGUUGAGAAAUUACAAAUAGAUAUACCCUUUAUAAACAAAGCCCAGUCUGUCAUGGGAGAGCAGUCCUGUGCAGCAAUCAGCCUCAGGACGCCAUGGCAUUGUCUCACAGGGGGGGUGGGGGGCCAGUAGGUGGCAGUCGUGUCCCACUAGCGGGGUCCACAUGGGAGAGAGCUUCUUCUACAUCCUCAUGCUGCUUUUCUCCCCCUGCUGUGGCUUUUAGUCCCACAUAAAUAGGAUCUCCACAUAAAUAACAAUAAGGGUUUGUUUUCUCUUAUUGGAACUGACCAAUGAAGGAAUAAAAGGAGGGAAAGGGUUCAUGUACCUGGGAGGAUCAGGCUCCCCCCGCACAAGGAGCUGUGGAAGUUGACGUUUGUUAGAGGGAGACAAUAUUUCUUUGCUCACACUGUUGUCCUGACGGCAUGUCUGACUGACAAUCCACCACCAGCAGCAGCAGCAGUCACUGUCGGAAUGGUCUCAUUCUGAGAGCACAGCUUGUUAGUGGGAGGUACACGAUUCCACCUCCCCGAACUUAAUUCCAUGUCUGCUCCUCUCCGCGCGUGGAGGUAAACACACAAAAAGACGCACGGUGGCCCUUCGGAGGCGCACAGGCGGCGCUAAUUUGGAAAAUCCUCCGCAGUCCAAAGAGGAGAGAAGGACUGAGGCGUUUGUGGAAAAAAGGAGCCGGAGGAGGAGGAGGAUGAGGAGGGGGGGGAUGUUUUAGCAGAUCAUGGCGCGCCAAGGAAAGGAACAGGUACACGGAGCGAAGGCGCACGAGUCAUGAGCUCCAACUCAGGUUUGGUGCAGGGGAUGUGUGUGCAGUGAGGGCUCCUUCACGUUGACAGGAGCCCCCCCAAUGAUUUGUGUGUAUGUGGGGGGAAACCCAUGGGAUCCUGUCUUUCGUUUUUUGGGGAUCCAUCCCGCUUUUGACGCAUUCUUGGAUGUGGAGCGGCGCAACCUGAAGCGGGAGAUCACGUUUGAUCGCGCAAACUUUACCACAUGUGCUUAGGCUUCAGCUGCUGCAGGACUGCUGUCAUCCACGGGGGGAGAAGAAGUGAGCGCGUCUUGAAAAUUGUGCAAUGGAUUGCGCCACGAGAUUCAACCCGGCUGGAUGACAAAUACGGAGCCCGAAUAAGGGGACUUGAUGAAAACUUACACAUAAAGACGUCGGCGAAGGGACGUUAAAGCAACCACACCUCUGCUGCUCAGCGUCUGGAUGAUAGUCUGCCGAACUGACGGGAUCUAAGCCGACCUGGACACAGACCACAGGCGCGUCCGCCUGCAUGCGCACACUUUCAACUUCUCGAUUGUGGUCAAACGCGCGGAGGGAGCGCUGAUUUCCAACGACCUGACUUAAUCACCGGGAGAGAAGAUGUGACCACAACGGGUAUCGGCUUCAAUCAGGAGAUCAGUUUCAACAAUGGCACUUGUGGGCACCUCCGCGUCCCAAAAGAGGUGGAAAUGUCCUCUGCAUUAUGGGUUACCAUCGCUGUGAGAGUUAAACGCACGCCAUCCGGACUAAUGUAUGGAUUAUAUCUCCUUUUGAAAGUGGGAACGCAGUGAGAAAGUCACACCACGGAUUCUGUAAAAAUCAUCGAAAAUUGGGAGAUUUUUUUCCCCCUUUUUCGCUCCCAAUGCAUUUUUGUCCCUUCUUCAUUUUGGGAGGGGGGAAGUGGAAGAGGGACAAUCUAAAGCAGAGGUCCACCAGAGCUGGCGUCUAAAUGAAGUUGCCAUGAUAGACUGGAAGCUAUGAGGAGGAUCACAACCCUUUGGAGCUCUUCUUGAACUGCCAGUGCACCUGAAUCCUCGUCAGAAGGAGUGAGGGACCAGUCAAUGAAUUAUGAAUGUUCAACAAGAUGACAUCCUCCCAGAAGCUGCAGAUGAUGCGAGGUCCUAGGUGGAACCGGGCCUUGUCCGACCAUUUACUUGUAUUGCUCCUGGCCCUCCAGCUGCUUGUGGUGGCAGGACUGGUGCGUGCUCAGACGUGUCCCUCUGUCUGCUCCUGUAGCAACCAGUUCAGCAAAGUCAUUUGCACCCGCAGAGGCCUGAGAGAAGUUCCCGAUGGCAUUUCUACCAAUACACGCUACCUGAACCUGCAGGAAAAUCUCAUUCAAGUCAUAAAAGUGGACAGCUUCAAGCACUUAAGACAUUUAGAGAUUCUCCAGCUGAGUAAAAACCACAUACGCAAGAUAGAACUUGGGGCUUUCAAUGGACUUGCCAGCCUCAAUACCUUGGAACUUUUUGAUAACCGCCUCACCAUCAUCCCUAUCGGAGCAUUUGACUACCUAUCAAAACUUAAAGAACUUUGGCUUCGGAAUAACCCAAUAGAAAGCAUCCAAUCUUAUGCUUUUAACAGAGUUCCUUCAUUGAGAAGGCUGGAUCUUGGAGAGCUCAAACGCCUUUCCUACAUAUCAGAGGGAGCCUUUGAAGGGCUAAGUAAUCUGCGUUACUUAAACUUGGGAAUGUGCAAUCUGAAGGAAAUACCUAAUCUUGUUCCGCUGGUAAAGCUGGACGAACUUGAGAUGUCUGGAAAUCAGCUGUCUGUAAUCCGGCCCGGUUCCUUUAAAGGGCUUGUCCACUUGCAAAAGCUUUGGAUGAUGCAUGCGCAGAUCCAAACCAUUGAGAGAAACUCCUUUGAUGACCUGCAGUCACUCGUGGAGCUUAAUCUUGCUCACAACAACCUUACCCUUUUGCCCCAUGAUCUCUUCACCCCUUUACAUCACCUGGAGAGGGUGCACUUACACCACAACCCUUGGAAUUGCAACUGUGACAUCCUGUGGUUAAGCUGGUGGCUUAAAGAGAUGGUUCCAGCCAACACAAGUUGCUGUGCCCGCUGCAGCUCGCCCUCCCAUCAUAAGGGGCGGUACAUUGGCGAGCUGGACCAGAAUUACUUUCACUGUUAUGCUCCUGUUAUUGUGGAGCCUCCUGCAGACCUAAACGUGACAGAGGGAAGUGCUGCAGAGUUGAAAUGUAGAGCCAGCUCGUUGACCUCAGUCAGCUGGAUUACACCCAACGGCUCUAUCAUGACACACGGUGCGUACAAGGUCAGAAUCUCCGUGUUGAACGACGGUACGCUGAACUUCACCAAUGUCACCAUGCAAGACACUGGCACGUAUACAUGUAUGGUCAGUAAUUCUGCAGGGAACACAACAGCGUCUGCAACCCUCAACGUGUCUUCUACAGAGAACAGCACUUUCAGCUACUUUACUACAGUGACAGUGGAGACGAUAGAAACGACGCAUGAAGGCUUCACUACAAUCGUUCAGCAGAAGGUGGGCCCCACACCCUCUGCUGGUACAUGGGAGGCCAUUUCCCCAACUUCUACAACCACCACCACAGUCCGAACCUCACUGUCCACCCGGGUCACAGAGAAGACCUACACUAACCCCGUCACGGAGGGCUCAAUGAAUGGCUUAGACGAGGUAAUGAAGACAACCAAGAUCAUCAUUGGCUGCUUUGUUGCCAUAACACUUAUGGCAGCUGUCAUGCUGAUCAUCUUUUACAAGAUGCGUAAACAGCACCACCAGCAGAACCACCACGCACCAACACGCACCAUUGAGAUAAUCAAUGUGGACGAGGACUGCGGGGGACCAGGCAUGGAAGGCCAUUUGACUCUGCCUCCUCUUGAGCAUGAGCACCUGAACCAUUACAACACCUAUAAGUCUGCAUACAACCACGCCUCCACUAUCAAUUCCAUACACAGUUCAGCCCAUGAACCUUUGUUAAUCCGUGCCAGUUCUAAAGAUAAUGUGCAAGAGACUCAAAUCUAAAAAUUUGUGGACCAUAAAAAAAGUCAAUAAAUGGAACUACAUAGUGGCAUUACUGACAGGACGAUGCUUACGAUCUGUCAGGAGAACUGGAACUCAAACAUGGAGGAAAAGACUGGUAUCCAGACAAAAAGGACUGGUUGGUGAUGUUAUUUCAGUGACUUUGGAAUCAAGAGUAUGUCUACUGUUUCAAAAGUGUCUUUACAAAACAGAAGCUAUUUAUUUAAGAAAAAAAUAUUGUGGUUGAAUAAAAAAAAAUAAUAAUUCAGCAUUUUUUUUCAUCAUUUAAUCCACGGUUUUCUUUUUCAUUUCUUGUCAUUUCACAAGAUUGUUUUAGGCAUCGGAUAUGCUUUUAUGAGUAAGGGCGUAUGUGUCGAAGAAAAAAAAGUUAAUUAUGAUUGUAUUUGAGUUUUUCCUGCAGUGUAACAACAUAUUAAAGGUCGGAUGUGUAACCACAUUUUCUUUAGGUAACAAAGAAAUUUAAAGCACAUUAGGGAUUUCUCCAGCUGUGGAUGAAGUGAUGAAACCAUUUUAGACCAUCUGGAUCUGAAUUAAACACUUGUAUGUCAUGUUGUGCUGAGUAACAAAAUUAAAUUUAUUUUUUUAUUUUACCAUAAUCCAUCAUUUACUUAUACCAAUUGUUUACAAUUCUGACACUUAAUACAAGACCAUUCAUUUUGCUUUCUAUUGCUGUUAUUGUCAAAAACUACUAUCAUUGAUUUUUUUUCUUCAAUUAAUAAGUGCUAUUGAUUUUUAUGUUUGUUUUUGAUGUGUACGCUAAAUAUGAUUUCAUCCCUAAUCCUAAAUCUGUUUUGACUCAACUCCCUAGGCUCUGUCAGACAUCAUUUUAUUGUUACAGGAAACUUAAUAUUGACUGCAUUAGAGGCGAUCCAGAUUCUGAAAGUCAAAACGACAUUAAUGAAUACAUUAUAAACAUUAUUCUAAUUGAGCAAAAUGAAAAUCAUAUUAGUCCUAAUGCAGCUAAACCUGACUUUAGCUGCUUGGCCUUCCUGCAUUACAAGACGGCGACUUUGAUGCAAACUUUUACAUACAGCAGGAGUGCUGUCAGAAUCAGAUUGAUCUCAAGGCCUUCAUCCAGCUGUCUGAGCACAUUGUGCCACAUCUAAGUGCCACAUUUUGACAUGGAGAUCCUUGGCAGCCCCAGAUUCUCAGCAUGCCCCUGCCAACCAUAAGACUUGGCCCUCAGUGGCAAGACGUACAAAAGGCUUUACAUUCAGGCUUGAACGUAUGAGAUCAGGCAUCGAGCAGAUGUUGGAGUUGCACCUGCCUUUCUCCCUCUCCCUUAGCAACAACACAAUUUACAUUUUAAUUGAUGUGCCCAUGGGCUUUGGAUGGACACAGCUCUGCAGGCUUCCAUAUCCUGGAAACCAUUUCAAAGUCCCCACUGUGAAAAAUGGUGCCAGGGACCAUAAAUGCAGUGGUUAGGCAGACAUUUGGCAGAUGGUACAAGAUUUAUUUCAAGUAAGUGAGUGCUCAAGGUAAGAUUUAUACAAAUUUUAUAUUCAAGAAAAAUAUUUUAUGUGGACUGACAGUACAUUACGCAAACCUAAAUGCCAAUACGCCCACAACUUUAAACAAUCUGUGUAAGAUUGACUAUGCAGUUCGUCUGUGUGUUCAUUGUGUUUCAGGUAAAAUUUAUCACUGAAAAUUAUUAGUUUUUUUUUUUUUCAUUUUACCUUCAACAUGGUUAAUUUUUUAACUUUAAAAGAUUUGCAUAGAUAAAAGCUGAAAUACUCUACACUAUUAUUUUGAACUCAAAAUUAGUUUAAGUGCACAAGAAAGAUUUAAACCUCAAAGAGAAAAUUAGAUUUAUGAAAUAUGGAGGCUGUGUCACAAGUUUAUUAUAUAUAUUUACAUUUAUUUGUAGAAUUCUAAAAUAUAUCAAUUUGGAAAAUAUAAAUAUGAUAUAAAGAACUAACAAAAUGUCAUAUAAAGUCCACUCAUUCGUCUGUCAGUGACCCACAACAACAAACUGUUGUGCAAUAAAUAAAUAAUGAAAAUUACAAAUACAAAAUACAAAAUGUAGGCCAGAGAAAAAAUACAUUUAGCUGCAGCAUAAACAAUUUGUUUUAUGAUUGGUAAUUAGUUAAUAAAUGCUAAAUUUUUUUCAAAAGUUUGAAAAUUCCUUUUAAAAAAGUGGUUAUUAAAUUGAAUUCAAUUAUAAGCAACAAUAAAGGUUUUCCUCUUUUUUUUCUUUAAAUAAUUAAUUCCACAACAGCAAAUCUGUGCACAUCCCAUAAUAGUUUUGAGCUGGGAGUGGCUCCUUUUUCUGUGUUUCAGUUGUAUAUGUAGAUCACAAGAGAGUCUCAAUUUAUUCUGGAAAGUGUAACCAUUUCUCCUCACAUUUAGUUGAAGGUAAAAUGUCUGAAAACGUCAAUGGUAAAUUAGUUGCAUUUUAGUCGCGGUGUCUCAUGGAUGUAAGAUAUCGAAAUAUGUUUGCUCCACAUUCCUGGUUUCUUUUCUACACAGUUUUUUUUGUUUUCUGAAUCUUCUGAGAGGGAAUGCUGUUUUAGUGGUAGAUUUGUAUAAAACACAUUUUGAGAAUAAAAAUAAGAAAUAAAAAAAAGUUUCUUUUUUUUUCCAUGUGCCAACAACCUGUUCUAAAAGUGAACAUAGAGAAACAUGCUGUAACAAAAUAAGAGAUUGAUUUUCAUGUACACAUUAUUUCCUGACCUUUAAAAAAUAUGAAGAUUGAUUAUAGAGACCAGAGUUUGUAGUUCAUACACAAAACAUGGUUAAAAUAAAAUAUUGUUGUUUUUU